AUGGCGAAUUGUGAUGGAGUCGGGGAACUGAUGAUAAAUUAAUAAUUUACUUUAUUUUGUGACGACUGUAAACAAUUUCGUGCUCAAGGAAGUGUGCCGAGGGAUCAGGGACUUUACAAUUUAAUUGUGUAGCUAUAAUUUGCCUUGUAACCCGGAAGAUAUAAAUGAACCAAAACCAAAUCCAGCAACUUACCACUCACCUAUCGCAGGCACUUGAUCAAAACUACGAUGUCGUCAAUAUGGAUGCUGUACUCUCUGUUAUAUGUGCACUGGAAGGCACAACAAUUACCAAGGAGCAGCUGGAGGCCACCAGACUGGCCAAGUACAUAAAUCAGCUCAGAAGGAGGACCAAAAAUGAACACUUAGCUCGACGUGCAAAGUCCUUGCUGAAAAAGUGGAGGGAAAUGGUGGGGAUUCAGCAAACAGCCGCUGAAAAUGUGCCACAUCUUAGUCAAAUUGCUUCCCAGCCCACGCAGCUAACAUCAGACUUUCCAAAGUCUACUGCGGUAGACAGCCACAUAAGCGAGCCAGUUACUCAUUUGCCGUUCUCUCAAUCGUUGCCUUCGCAGCAAAUUGUUCCACACAUGCAAUCAAAUAUCGACUCUUCCGAGCCUCCACCUUUGGGUGUACAUACCGAGUUUCACACCAACUUCUCAAACCUGGUCAACAAUAUCCAUGAUCGCGAGCACGAGGAGAAAUUCAAUUCAAUAGCGACACUUCACAAUCUAAAGGACCGGCGCCAGCCUCAGCUCGCGCUAAGUGGACAAGUGGUCUCUCCUCAGCCGAUCGUAAUUGAGCAGUCCGUGAAUUCCGUAUUUAACCUAACCGACGUCAGCGCCGAAAAGAUACACGAAGCUUCAGUUGUUAUUGACAUUGUAUCCGAUUCCGAUGAAAACGACAACAACUGUGCGUCGAAAGGAGAAAAAUCCAACUUGACAGUUCCUGUACCCCUUGCAAUUCCAACAAAACCAAGCUAUCGACCGAAAAAAUUGAAAAAGGAGAAAAAAAGUAAAGACAGAGGAGGGCAGGUCGCACAAAACAUAAGAUUUGGAACAAAAGUUAGCGAUGUUUUGCUACAGACUGCUCUCGCAGCAGAUUCAGAAAUUUUUUCCCUUUCAAACAGUUCUAUGAGCUCAAUUUUAUCUGGGGAUGCUACAUUGGGCAAUUCCCAGAAUAAAACUCGAUUGAGCUCAAGCGAGUUGACAUUUACUGGCAGAUUUAAAUCAGUAAACCAAUUGGAUGUUUCAAACCACAGUAAUUCCAGCUUUUUGACCGGACAAAAUAGUGUAUUUCGAAGCAAUGAGUCAGGAAAACUUGAUGAAUACAGUGCUUACGACUCAAGUGCAUCAUGUAGCCGUCUAUCGCCAUCAACUGUCGAGGAUGUAAGGAAGUCUGAAAAUUUAAUUAAUGCUCGAUUGAACAAUGCAACUGCGAUUCAGCUGGCUACACCUGCAACAGGAAUGGGUUAUGAUCCAAAUAGUAGAUCAGAGUAUUCGGAAAACGCCUCCCAGUCUCAAAUUCCAAAAAGGCGGGGUAGAAAAAAAGGAUCAAAAGGUGUGGACGCACUUAUCGCCAAGGAGUCUUCUAGCCUGUCUCAGCAAAUAUUUUUUGGUGGCUCAACUGUUAAAAAGGUUAAAACCACAAAGGAACUGUUCAAUGAAAUUCAGAGCAGAAAGUUGAGUGUUUCCAUGCAAUCAUCAAUAAGUAAUCUUUCAAAUUCGUCAACGAAUCGAGAACUAGCUAGCCGUGCUAUUUUUCCAAGACCAACGUCGUCCUGUUCAGACACUUCAAUUCAUUCUCCACAAAUUUUGGACACCUAUUCGGGAAAUGCUACUUUUACAAGCAAAACUGAAGAACCUCCUAAUUCGGAUAGUGAUACGGUCACUUCAGAACCAUCUCACGAUAGUAAUAAAUCACAAGAAAUUAAGGAAUCUACUUCACUGGACAGUAAUAGUAAUUCUCUUCAUACAUUACAUUUAGCAAGGACUCCGAAAAACUUGAUGCCGAAAAAUUUUAAUGAUGUUACCACUCAACUAAUGCACCUAAUUCACAGCUUAAACAGCCCAAUGAGUGAACUUGAAAUUGAGGAAUUGUACCAAGCUCAAAUAGUACCAUGUACUUGCAUAGUUAUCGAGGAAGUUCCAAGUACAUUAGGAGAGCACAAAAAAGAAACUUCAGACACUGAUACCAACGAUCCAACAACUAGUUCAAAUUAUGAUGAGAAUAUUUCUCACCACAAGAAUGAAGAAAACAUGCUUAAUUUUGAAAGUUUGGAUAAUGGUGAUGUAGGUGAAAUUCAGCCAAAAACAGUGAAGUCCAUAUUUGAUCUAGAUUUUGACGAUAACGACGAUCCUUUGUAUUCAAUAAUGGAUGAAAUUCGGAAGCCAAUAGUUAAAUUUGAAGAUAUAAAAAACUCUGAUACCAAAAAUGUAUCUUUUAGUUCACCUGUACAAAACGUUUCGUUAAAUUUGUUACAUAUUAACGCCGAUGCUCAACUUGACAACACAAAUCAAGGAAAAGUAAACAGUGAAACACAAAAUGAAGUUCUUCCUGUUUUUACGGUUCAUGAGGAUCCUGAUUGCGUAGCAAAGCAUAGGUUUUAUGUACAAACCAACAAGGUGACGAGUUUUCACAUAAAUUCAUUGCAUAAUUUCUACAUACCAAACAUAAAUGGCAAUUGGGAUAGUGUUGACUCAUCUCCUAGUUUUCAAUCUGAGAAAAACUUUCUUCACACCUUGGACUCGUACACAGUGACUAAUGGAGCUGAUGUUGUACCUAAAUAUGGUCUUCUUACAUCAGAUAGAAUAAGAAAAGAUUUAAGUUCUUUAAAAUUUAUAAAACCUUUCAAGGCGAAACGUUUUAAAUCUUUUGUGUCACCGUUUCUUGGCGUUGCAAAGUGCUUACCAACGUGUCGACGUGCUAGACAAAGGGUUAAGGAAUGGCUUAAUUCUUCGAAUACUUCUGCUCAAAUUUCAAAAAGUUUACAAGUUCCCGAAAUUAAAAUAGAACAACAAUUUAAUAGUUCCAGCCCGCUAAAGGUUAAUAUUGAUGUUCCGAUUUCUGCUAUCAACAGCCAUAAUGAAAACCACGUGCCAACGCAAGUUAAUUCCAACAUCAAUAUACCACCAUCACCCGAAACAUUAUUUGGUACGUGCUCCAUCAAUGCUUUCAGUAAUAACCUAUUAAAAUUGGCUAAUGAUGAGGUGCAAUCCGCUGACCCUGAAUCAAGCGAUAAAAGUAGUGAUAACGAGUUUCAGGAUGACAGUCCGUAUAGUGCUAGUAGUUCCAGCAGUUUUAGCUUUUCCAGUUUAAAAGAAACUCAAGACUCCAUAAAUGAAAAGCUUAAAAAUAAAAGGACUGAGUCAAUCGGCACAAAAGCAGUGAUACAUCAAGGAAAUAAAAGAAUAUAUGCGGGGGAUGCUACGAAAAACAACAAAAAUGUACGGAAGGAAUUUAAUAUUCCGGGCAAGCGGAUUAAGACCGCUUUAAAUGGGAAUUUGUUUCAUCUGAGUAGUAAUAAUAACAGCAGUGAUAGUGACAAUGAAGCAGAGAAUGAUAAUGAAAAUGAAUACGAAAACAGUAAUAAGGAAGAAUAUGCCGUUGUUCAACGCCCACAAGGUGAUGGUGGAGCUUGCAGCAAUCAUAUUGUAUUGACAAUAAAGAAAACUCCAAGCAAAAUCAAUUCUCCAGCAAACUCUAUGAAUGCAGUUUCACCAAAUACAGAUAUCAGAUCAGAUCAUGUCGGAAAUGUAAAAAAAACAAUUACCAAUUAUUUUCUGGAAGAUGCAACUAAAAUACGAAGUUCAACUAAAAUUUCGGAGGAGAGAAGUAAGUUAAUAUCGAAAGCAUACAGGCUAGCUUCUCGGUCCCGCUAUCGCCAAGUAAGCCGAAAACACGUAAAAGGUCGAAUUCCGACUAUUGAUAUAGAACUUAAACAUUUAUUCCAUUUAAAUCCAAAAGAAACAGAUCACAUUUCUAAAAUGAAGCUUCACAAUAAAUUGUUUUUCCACCACGAAUUGUGCAUGGAGAACGCUGUAGGUAUAGAGGAAAAAAUAAUAAACUAUAGCAGCAGCAGCUCAAGUAAUGACGACGAUAGCGAAGUGGAAAACACCUUCACAGAGGAGGAAGAAAAAGUUAAAAAAAGUUCAUCUUUCGAUACAUAUAAAAUAAAAUUUGAGACUGAAACGAGUGCCGGUGCAGCGAUUUCCGAAGUCAAAUUUGAAAGCGAGGAAGAUUCAUUUUUAACUUCCUCGAACGAUAGCGAUAGAUCAGAUGAAGAAGAACGUGAAGAAAUAAAUCAUACAGUCGAUGAGCGCAACGAUUUUCGAAACAACAACAUGCUGCAAUCUUUUAAUUCAAUAUUUGAUGAGAGUUCUGUUGCCAGUAUAAAAUCAGCCCCGCCUAUAGCAUCGCUAGAAUCACAAAAAAAAGAGAAUACCGAUGUUAGUAAUAGAUGUUGUAAUAAUAACAACUUAGAUGUUGGCUUAACCAAUGAAAUCAGUAACAUCAGGCAAAAAUCUACUGAGUCGCCAGAGUCAACUAAUAGUUUUCCAUUACUCGGCUUUGAGUACCGUACUGGGAUUCGUCAAUCCUUAGACGCUGCUCCAAAAAGUGUACCGGAUAAGGACUUAACCAGGAUUCAACAAUUCAAGGAAUGGCAUCAAGUUCUCCAAUUAAAAUCCUACAAUAAUGAGCCCUUAAUCGUUUUGCCUUACGUUUUGCUUGAAUAAAUUAAACGUUUCACUCACGCUGUGUGAUAGCAUUUCCAAUACAAGAAGAUGAAAAAGAAAAAGCGUGUAGCGAAAUUAAAUUCAUUUAAAAAAUUAUUAUCAACUUAAUUAUAAUAUUGUGUUGUGUAAAAGUCACUUUUGAUUAGAUCACAGCACUGUUGGUUAAUUGUACGUUUGCCACGAUAAAAAUAAGCAUAAUAGUUUAAGAAGAAUUGCGUUUGCAAUGUGAACUUUUGUUACAUUAUACUGUUAAAAAAAAUAAUUUGAUGUUUUUAAUUUGAAAAUUUUCAGUAAAUAUUUAAAAUUAUAAAUAACACAAACUAAUGUAUAAUAACUGUAAAUAAACUAGCUAUACAUUAAAUACGUUUCUCAAUGAA
This is a messenger RNA of Drosophila suzukii, 5107 nucleotides long. RefSeq names its product mediator complex subunit 26 (gene MED26). Gene Ontology annotation, biological process: positive regulation of gene expression; regulation of transcription by RNA polymerase II. Gene Ontology annotation, molecular function: transcription coregulator activity. The record is from RefSeq and is a predicted model, not a curated record. Gene Ontology annotation, cellular component: nucleus; core mediator complex; mediator complex. NCBI's taxonomy places the organism in Eukaryota, Metazoa, Arthropoda, Insecta, Diptera, Drosophilidae.